This is a messenger RNA of Auanema sp. JU1783, 792 nucleotides long. The record is from the annotation of a GenBank genome assembly. NCBI's taxonomy places the organism in Eukaryota, Metazoa, Nematoda, Chromadorea, Rhabditida, Rhabditidae.
AUGAAAAUCAAUUAUUUACUUCUCAUCACAUUCAUCUUAUCUCCUGUCUUCUCUGCUAAUGAGGAGUAUUCAGCACGCAAAUCCUUUCAUGAUCGAUUAUGUGCAAAGCGACCUACGCUUAAGUCAUGUCUGAAGCCUUUCACAGAAAGUGAUUAUCAGAAGGAAAAAGAACAGUUUGCUCAGUUUAAGACCGUCCUGACUGAGAACAAGACUUCUUCGAGAAAUGGUCGAAAAAGGGCUGUGUGGUCUUCAGAGGAAGACGAAGAUUACGAAUAUUACAUGUGGAGGAAGUAUCAGCGAGAAAAAUAUAAAAGACGAUAUGGAACAAGACCCUCAUCUGACGAAACAGUAAGACAUGUGCACUAUCAUCAACCUUCAUACCAUCAGAACUACAAUAACUAUAACAGAUACCCUCACCAGUACUAUAAUCAAGGGUAUUAUUCGUACCCAUCAUACUCUUAUCCGAGUUACGGAUACGGCUAUCCCAGCUAUGGCGGAUACGGAGGAGGAUAUGGUGGUGGCGGGCUCUUCAAUAUGGGAUUUGGUCGUCAACUGGGCAUUAUGACUCCAAUUGGAGGUUUUGGACUUUCAAGUGGUUUCGGCAUUGGCAUUGGAAAUGCAAUGCAUCCUGGUGAACAGAUUACAUUGGCAUUCGGCAUCUUCACCUUAGCUAUGACAAUAUCAAUCAUCUUCUAUUAUAAAGUUUGCAAAAAAAAUCCGUAUGCCAAUUCAACGUCGCUGCUUGUCACCCAUGUACCGUCAAAACGAAAAAAUCAAAAGCGGAUCUUUUAA